Messenger RNA from Colletotrichum fioriniae, 891 nucleotides. RefSeq lists its product as uncharacterized. NCBI's taxonomy places the organism in Eukaryota, Fungi, Ascomycota, Sordariomycetes, Glomerellales, Glomerellaceae. The record is from RefSeq and is a predicted model, not a curated record.
AUGUCGGCACAUCAUCGUGGCCUGCCUCCCCCGGCGGCCAUGACUUUGCCGCCCCAGCCGCCUCACGCAAGCUCGGCUCCUCCUCCGCCACCUCCUCCGGCGCCCCAAUCCAUCGGCCAAGCUCAAUCUAGCCAUGGCCACCUGAUGGGCCAGCUACCUGGACCACCGCCGCAGUGGCAAGGCGCCGAGGAUUCCAUGAGGAGCUGGCUGGCAGCAAAGACUGAAGAAGAGCGCAGGAGACAGGAAGAGGAGAAGACGAGGCAAGAGACUCUGCGUCUAGAGCAACGGCGCAUCGAGGCCGACAUGCUACGAACCUCGCUGAGCGGCGGAAUCCCCCCGCCCAUCGUCCCUCUUGUCUUUGCCGGAAUGGGAGGCGGUGUUCCUCCUGCGGCUCUGGAAUGGGCACAGCAAUUUCUCGCCCAGCAGGGACAGCCUCAGCACCCCCAGCUGCUGCCUUCUCAAGGUCCUCUUUCGCCCGAGCAUCGCCGCGAUUCUCAGUCCCAGCCCUAUGGUCAAUAUACGGGCGUCCCUUCGACCCCAAGCUCCGCCCCCGGACCUCACGGAUUCCCCGCCUAUCCGGGCUCUCCCCAGCGGGGAAGGGCAACGACUUUGUCCUCGACCGGUUCAGUGUCUCGGCCACUGGGAUCUAGCAACCUUCCCAGCCUUAACACGAACGUCCCCCAUUCUGGCCCACCAGGCCCGUCGGCACUGCAGAGCCACCAGCACGCAGCAGCGCAGUCUGCGCAGUCUCAACAAGAGGCCCAGCCGAGCCCGUCCAUCUACUUUCACCACUGGCACCCGCCGACAUCCCAAGCCGGAGGUGGCUCUACUCAGCCUGCGACACCCUCCGGUGCGUCCAGCAAGACCAAACGAAAGAGAGAGUCGCUUUAG